This is a messenger RNA of Antechinus flavipes (yellow-footed antechinus), 5124 nucleotides long. RefSeq names its product calcium binding protein, spermatid associated 1 (gene CABS1). Gene Ontology annotation, biological process: spermatogenesis. The record is from RefSeq and is a predicted model, not a curated record. Gene Ontology annotation, molecular function: calcium ion binding. NCBI's taxonomy places the organism in Eukaryota, Metazoa, Chordata, Mammalia, Dasyuromorphia, Dasyuridae. The transcript is spliced from 3 exons. Gene Ontology annotation, cellular component: mitochondrial inner membrane; motile cilium. The coding region runs from base 59 to 4909 and encodes 1616 amino acids.
UGCAUCCUACAACAAGGCUGAUAGUUCACACUCAGCUGAAAUAGUUACUGCCAAUCCUAUGCAGAAAAACUCUACAGAAACCAGUCAUACUGUCAUCCUUAAGUAUGAACCACCAGAUUCUGAGAUUCAUACCACCAUGUUGAAAUCUGUAGCUCCUAGGACAAUGGCUCAUUCCAACCCUGAUGAAAGUAAGAAAAUGCCUUCAAAAUUUCUAAAGCAGACUGCUGUAGGACAAGACAAAGUUGUAGAAGAUGCUACCACCUUUAUGCCAGAGACAUCUAACCCAAGAAAGAAAAGAACUGAUUUUUCAAAUGUUCUAGACCCAGACACAGGGUUCCCUAUGGAAGAAAGUAUAACUUUUAUAAUGGACAACUUUGGCUCUGCUGGGGAACCUGGCCCCAUCAAAAAUAAAGAAGUUUUGGGCACAAAUGUAGAAGCUGAUAUUUUUAAACCAGAAAAAAAUUCCAGUGUCACAGCAGUUGAAGCACAAUACGUAACAGAUAACUUUAAAUCUAUUGGGAGUGAAAUGUCUACUUCACAGUAUAGUACUAUUCCUUCUGCACUGCUCAUGUCUCCUGGAGCUGACAGAAUUUCUUAUAUGGAUGAAAACAUGGAAAUGGUAACUGACAUAGCAAACAUGUCUGCUGCAGAGAAAGUUACUUCUGUUGGAACCCUUCCUGCUGAAAAUAAUGAGACUCCCCUUCCUAGAGCAGUUGUUACCAUGCCCUCAGACAAUAACCUUGUACUAAAUCAUGAAAACCCCAGUCUUACUCCUGAUGCCAAGACUGAUAGUGCUGCAAUUUCUCUACAGGAGAAAAAUGAGGUUUUGUCAGAUGAUUCCUUUAUAGUAUUAGGGGAAAGAGAGAUAGUAGUUGAACAAAUGAAAAGUUCUAUAGAGGAUGACAUAACUGGUGUAACUCUUCUUAAUAAUAAUGCCAAUCCUAUAGCAUCUGAAGACAAUAUAAUUCAGGUAGAAGACAGCCUUUUAUAUGAUACUGAUUUAAUUGGAAGGGACAAAUAUAAUUCUGAGAAUAAUGAUAUUAUCCUUGAAUCAAACACAUCUGACCUUAACAAAGUCUCAAAUUCAUGCCUGUCCAACAGAAAUGGACUUGAAACCAUAUCUUGCAAGGAUCUCAUUACCUUCAUGGAGAAAAAUGGUAAAGAUGAAUUUUAUGCUAAGAAUCUUCCAGGUAACAAAGCUGAAGAGCCUAUGGAAGCCAUAACUGUAAUUGAUAUCAUCACUGAGGGAAUUAAAACAACAAAUCAAGAAAUCACAGCUGUUGAAGAAGGUAACAAGGUUGUUGUUAAGAUGACUUCCUUUGAAUCUGACAUGCCUUAUUCAGAGACCAUAGCCAACACCCAUAAGGAUAAUGACUUUACUUCUGAUAGGGACUCUACCUUCACUGUAACAGAUAAAAGCAGCCUUGUGACUGGGAGCACUAAUCUUGCCGAGAAUAUCUCCUCUCUUGAGAACCAGGAAACAUUGGUCAUAAGAAAUUCUAGAUUCUCCUCUUAUGAUACUGUUAAUCCUAGAGUAGAACCGAAGAUUAUUGCAACUGAUGUCAUAUCACAAAAAAGGGAGAAAAACCAAAUGGCAGAAAUUACCAAUUUAGAGAAUGAUGUUAUUCCCACACCAUCCUUCAUUGAACCAGUAACUGCAUCAGGUACAACAGAUGCUACCACAUCUGAAGAAGCCACCACAUCCAUGUUUUCAGCCUCUGCCCUUUUUCCAGAACACAUUAAGCCUGAAAAUGACCCCGCUGUUUCUAGGGCAAAUUCUACUCCUGAGUCCACAGGUGAUACCACUUUACUAAAAGAUGCCACUGUUGAUAAUAACCAAGAAACUCUCCCUUCAAAGGAAACUUCAUUGAAGGAUACCAAUAUGGCUGUGCCUGAGGCAUCCAGGUCUGUUUCUAAAAAGCCUUUACCUGUUAAUGGGGCGCCUCUCUCAGGAUGGAAUGUCAUCAUUGUACAAAGUGAUCCUCAGGUCAUCCAGCCGGAAUCUGAUCUUCCUCCAGUUGAUUCUACACUCUUCCCAAGGACCUCUGUCUAUACUAACCCUGACACAGUUGACACAGUAAUAGAAGACCCAGUCACUGAGACAGCUACUUCUGGCAAAAAAUACCGUUCUCUUAAGAGAUCUGUAUCUGCAGAUGCUACCAUUAAUUUGAGGGAAGACACUGAUUUUUUGACUGAAGCCACUAGAUAUGAAGAUGAUAUUCCUGUAGAGGAGAUUAUAUCUGAUGUUCAAGAAGUUGCAUUUGACAGGGAAGAAAAGGAUGCUAUAACAAGAGAUGAUAUUACUCAGGAAGAAGAAAAUAAUAUAUAUCCCACUGAGUUUUCAUCCUUUAUAUCAAGUAGCAAUAUCCUGAAGAACAAUGUAUUAGCUCCUGAGGAUUAUUUUAUUUUUCCUAAAAGAAAAGAUGUCAGUCCUAUCUCUGAAGUGAAUGAAAUCACAGCUGACUUAUCCAAAUUUGUUGCUCAACCAAUCAGUCCACAGAAUAACAUACCCAUUAUGACUUCCUUCUCUGCUCCUGGAGGAGAUAGAAUUUCCUUUGAAAAGCAAGACUCUGAAACUAUGUCUUACUCAGAUUUAACAGGUGACAUGUCUUCCAUUGCCCAGGCCAACCCAACAAAAACCAAAGUGCUUACUCCUUUACCCAACACACCUGCUGAUGCCCUCUCUGCUCCUGGAGGAGAUAGAAUUUCCUUUGAAAAGCAAGACUCUGAAACUGUGUCUUACUCAGAUUUAACAGGUGACAUGUCUUCCAUUGCCCAGGCUAACCCAACAAAGACCAAAGUGCUUACUCCUGUACCCAACACACCUGCUGAUGCCCUCUCUGCUCCUGGAGGAGAAAGAAUUUCCUUGGGAAAUCAAGACUCUGAAACUGUGUCUUACUCAGAUUUAACAGGUGACGUGUCUUCCAUUGCCCAGGCCAACCCAACAAUGACCAGAGUGCUGACUCCUUCUUUACCCAACAGACCUGCUGAUGCCAUCUCUGUUCCUGGAGGAAAAAGAAUUUCCUUGGGAAAUCAAGACUCUGAAACUGUGUCUUACUCAGAUUUAACAGGUGACGUGUCUUCCAUUGCCCAGGCCAACCCAACAAUGACCAGAGUGCUGACUCCUUCUUUACCCAACAGACCUGCUGAUGCCAUCUCUGUUCCUGGAGGAGAAAGAAUUUCCUUGGCAAAUCAAGACUCUGAAACUGUGUCUUACUCAGAUUUAACAGGUGACAUGUCUUCCAUUGCCCAGGCUAACCCAACAAAGACCAAAGUGCUUACUCCUGUACCCAACACACCUGCUGAUGCCCUCUCUGCUCCUGGAGGAGAAAGAAUUUCCUUGGGAAAUCAAGACUCUGAAACUGUGUCUUACUCAGAUUUAACAGGUGACAUGUCUUCCAUUGCCCAGGCCAAUCCAACAAAGACCAAAGUGCUGACUCCUUCACCCAACAUUCCUGGCAAUGGCUUUUUCAUUUCUGGAAAUGGGAUUACUAAAUCCAAUAAAGAUACCACUCUGUCUGUGGAAACAAUCAAUAUUCCUGAAGAUGAAUUCACUAGCAGAAAAAUUCAAGACACCCAUAUGGCAAAAGAUUUGACUGAUCUGAAAAUGGCAAAAUCCUAUCUUUUAAAUUCAAUAACUGAUCAUUCUGCUCCCAUGAACAAUCUUGGUAUCCUGGAACAGCCAAUUACUAACACUCCAACUUACUUUCAUGCUUUCCCAUUGGAUGCUUCCAGAGAGAACAUUAUCUCCAGUGUUGACUCCAUAUACACUGAAUAUAAUCCAUCUAUAACCAGGGAGGACACUGCUUCUAAGAUGUUAUAUGAUGCCAUCAGCACUUCACCUGAAAACCCUUCCCCUGAAAAAAGAUUGCCUGUGACUAGUGCUGCUACAGUAGUGGCUGAAGAUCCAUCCCCUAAAAUCUAUUCUCCAACUCCCACAACAAACAUCACUAGAAACAUAACAGAAUUAACUGUUUCUUCUGUGGCUGAUAAUAUCCCUAAAGUACAAAUACCUAUCACUUCAGCAGGAGGCCAUCUUACAUCAGUGGAUAAUCCUAUACCAGAGAGUGACUUCCUUACGACUGCUGUCAACUUCAUUAGCACUUUUGGCAACUUCAUCAGCUCUGUGACAGAUAAACUUACUCUUUUAAAGGAAAUACCAACAUCAGAAUUUAAUACUAAGUUACAGUGUAUUAAAACACCUACUGAUGAUGUGGCCAAAUGUAUCUCCUCUCUGACUAACACUGCUGCGCUCUCUACUGAUACCAUUCCUCUCCCUGAAAAGGAAGCGAUCCCUCAUGUAACCAGGAACAUUAGCUCAACAGACAAUGAUGCUUUUCUAGUAAAUGAUAAUGCUACAGACCCAGAAAAUAAAGUUUCUGAUUUUAUAGUGUAUGAUCUUGAAGAAUGGGAAAUCACUGAAUUUGACAGAACAAUCCCUUCAGAGGAAGAUGACGCUAAUACUAUGGCAUUUAUACCAAAGGAUAACAUCAUUAAGGAAAAAGACACACUCAUUGUGUUUGAUUUGUCUAAUUCUGAGGAGGAAGACACCACCACAUCUGAAACGACUAACUCUAUAGUGGAAGAUACUGCUGAUGUUAAUGGGUUUUGGAUAGAGGGAAAUCCUGACGAUGAGUUGAAUGCAACAGCCCUUGUUCUUGAUGCUUCUAAAAACAAAGAUUAUUCCAUUCCCCUAGCAUCAGAAGCCAAGAAUACUAAGGAACAUAAGAACACUAUGAAAGCCUUCCUCACUAAACUGGUAGGUAGGCCAAAUGAAUCUGUAACUAAUGCCACAGAUUCCUUACCUGGACGUCUCACUGAAGAAAGCCACACAGAUCCUACAAAAGAUUCCACAACUGAAAUUGAUGUUACCAACCUAGAGGAAGAUGACUCUAAAGACAUCCUCUAAAUGCAAUACAGAAUAACAUCUCCAACUAAAGAAUAAGGUCUUAACUCCUGCAUUCCUGCCGGCUCUCCCUCCAUUAGCUACUUCCAGAAGACUCUCCUUCAUUGGCGAUUGAAAGAUGAUGUAAUCUCAAGGAUGUGGAUUCUUUUUCUCCUCUGUCCACACUCGUUAAAGUGGUUCAAUCUUCACUUUGAUUCAAUAAAUAUUUUUGAACACAA